Messenger RNA from Hydractinia symbiolongicarpus, 678 nucleotides. RefSeq names its product ankyrin-1-like. The record is from RefSeq and is a predicted model, not a curated record. Lineage: Eukaryota; Metazoa; Cnidaria; Hydrozoa; Anthoathecata; Hydractiniidae. The transcript has a single exon. The coding region runs from base 1 to 678 and encodes 225 amino acids. Gene Ontology annotation, molecular function: protein binding.
AUGGCAAACUCCGGAAAUACGUUAAGCGCCUUUAUAUCUUCGCUAAAGUUUAUUAAGAAGUCAAAGAUAGACGGAGAAGGCGAUAAGACGUUGCUACGAUGUCCCUCCCCAAAGUUGUUGAGUUCGCCUUCAUUGUUCAGACAUCGUACCCAUUCUGUCGAUUCUGCGUUUGAUGAUAGCCUUUUAGAGGAUGUUAAUGAUGUUUUAGAAACUGAUAGUAAGCGAAUCAAAAAGUUACACGGCAGAAUGCGACGAAAGAGUAUCAGUCGUAAACAUCUGAGCGACGACUCGCUUUGUAAUGCUGUUAUGGUAGAAAAUGUGGAGUUAGCAAGACAAGUUCUACUCUCUGAUAACAAUAUAGAUGUUAAUACAUUCAGUGCACCCGGAUGGAACCCCUUGCAUCAUGCUUGUAGACUUGGUAACAUUGAGUUAAUAAAAUUACUACUGGAUGCCGGUGCAAAUACAUCACUGGAAACUGUGGAGGGUUUUUCUCCGCUACGGCUGGCAGUAAUUUAUGGUCACUUUGAUGCUGCUGCGUACCUGAUACACGAAAGAGGAGUUUGUUGUCAUGAAAUACGUGACGGGAUGCAAGAGUGUAAACCCAGCCUUAGUAUCAGCACUACUAGAGUGACAAUGAAGCAUGCUAAAAUAGUCAAAACAAAGGGAGGAGGAGAGUGA